UGCAAGGCCGCGGAUGAAACCGCGCGCUUUCGUGAGGUAAACAAAACAAGCCACCUAAGUUGUCUUUGUUCGAAAUUUUGUAGGUUCAGAAUUGUUAUUAACAAUUUCUAAAUCAUUAUCACUUGAAUAGAAUAAUUCAACGUACUGGUGGCAGCAAUUGACAGAACUGUUGAGCUUUGAAAUCAGCCAAAAUGGUGACGCAGAAUACUGCUACAGCGUCGACCUCAGCCGAACCAAUGGAUGUAGACCAGUCAACAAGCAAGACAAAUGCUCCUGUGGACAAUCGACCAUGGAUUGAGCGGUACCGCCCCAUGUACUUCUCUGACAUUGUGGGUAAUGACGAAAUUAUCAAGAGGUUGAAGGAGUUUGCAGAUGUCGGCAAUGUCCCAAACAUCAUCAUGGCUGGUCCACCUGGAGUUGGCAAGACAACCACAAUUCUUUGCCUUGCUCGUCAACUUUUGGGAGCGUCUAUGAAAGAUGCUGUCUUAGAGCUCAAUGCUUCCAGUGAUCGAGGCAUUGAUGUUGUGAGAAACAAAAUCAAGAUGUUUGCACAACAGAAAGUGACUCUGGCUCCUGGACGGCAUAAGAUCAUCAUCCUUGAUGAGGCUGACAGUAUGACUGAAGGUGCCCAGCAAGCUCUGAGAAGAACAAUGGAAUUGUACAGCAGUACAACCCGCUUUGCAUUAGCCUGCAACAACAGUGAGAAAAUUAUUGAAGCAAUUCAAUCUAGAUGUGCCAUGCUUCGCUGUGCCAAAUUGACUGAUGCACAGGUUUUGGCCAAAAUUCUGGAAGUUUGUGAAAAAGAGCAGGUUUCACAUUCAGAAGAUGGCUUGGAAGCUAUUGUAUUUACAGCUCAAGGUGACAUGCGUCAAGCCUUGAAUAAUCUCCAAUCUACAUUCAAUGGUUUUGGCCAUGUUAAUAGUGAAAAUGUCUUUAAGGUGUGUGAUGAGCCACACCCUAUUCUUGUAAAAGAUAUGCUGAAUCAAUGUAUUGCUGGAGAAAUAGCCAAGGCCUACAAGAUUAUGGCUCACCUUUGGAAGUUGGGCUAUGCUGCUGAAGACAUCAUUAGUAAUAUUUUCAGGGUGUGUAAAGGACACCAAAUGGAUAAAAUGCUCCAGUUAGAUUUUGUUCAGGAAAUUGGAAAGACACACAUGUCUAUUGUUCAAGGUACUAAUUCGCUUCUUCAAAUGUCUGGACUUCUGGCCCGAUUGUGUGAGAAAGCUAAGUCCUACCAAAAAUAAUCAAGACUCUCAAAUGUUAUAUUGGCCUCAAACUAGAUACCCUCUGUAAUAUUUUUUUAAGGCAUUGUUAAACAAAGCAAAAAUUUAGUGCACAAAAUUUACUGUCUUUAUUGUGUUCUUAUAGAUCUCUUUUGGCUACAAAUUGUCCUCAAAAAUACGUAUUUACAUGUUAUCUAAUAAAUUAUUAAAAUACAAGCAUUAUGUAUGUUCAUUUUUA
Molecule: messenger RNA, 1458 nt
Organism: Thrips palmi
Lineage: Eukaryota; Metazoa; Arthropoda; Insecta; Thysanoptera; Thripidae
Gene: RfC4
Product: replication factor C subunit 2
Exons: 7
Coding region: 192-1241 (349 amino acids)
Biological process (GO): DNA repair; DNA-templated DNA replication
Cellular component (GO): DNA replication factor C complex; nucleus
Molecular function (GO): DNA clamp loader activity; ATP binding; DNA binding
Source: RefSeq, a predicted model, not a curated record